This is a messenger RNA of Dermochelys coriacea (leatherback sea turtle), 1610 nucleotides long. RefSeq names its product lymphocyte antigen 96 (gene LY96). Gene Ontology annotation, molecular function: lipopolysaccharide binding; Toll-like receptor 4 binding; lipopolysaccharide immune receptor activity. Bases 601 to 1086 code for a protein of 161 amino acids. The record is from RefSeq and is a predicted model, not a curated record. Gene Ontology annotation, cellular component: lipopolysaccharide receptor complex. Lineage: Eukaryota; Metazoa; Chordata; Testudines; Dermochelyidae. The transcript is spliced from 6 exons. Gene Ontology annotation, biological process: positive regulation of lipopolysaccharide-mediated signaling pathway; cellular response to lipopolysaccharide; detection of lipopolysaccharide.
GAUUUCCUAGUGAUGGUAAGCUGUGUGUGAUCUAUGUUCUUGGAAAAUCUUUGACUAAUGUAUCUUAAUAAGAAAGUGAACUUUUUAAAAUCAGUUAAAUAAAGAUUUUCUAAAUUUCUUAUGUUACACAGCAAAGCUCUCCUCAGCCAUGGUAAUUAUGCUUUGAGAUGCUACUUCUGAUAAAUCAACUACACUUCCUUUUACGUAAUUGUGGUAAUCAUCUAUUUUAGAUUUUUUUCAACUUCCCUAUUUGGUGUAAAAUAUUUUCUCUUUCAUUAUUCGUUUGUGGCUUAAAACCACAUUGCUAAUACAAUCCAAAAUGUGAUCACCUUGGAAAAAUGUAACAGUAGAUGUAGAAUUUCCCCUUCUUCCCAUAACUUUAUUACAAAGAUAGCUGGCAUAAAUGCAGUAAAAUAUCAAGUUAAGUGUACAGAGAAUUUGAGGAAAUGUAACAAAAAAAGCAAAACAAACCCAGUAAUCACGUGGCUCUUGAUGACUCGGCCUAACUUUGUUCCUCUUUCCUGAAAACAAAGUGUUCAAGUAAAAUCUUCACCCAGAUAGUACCCCCUUUAUUUUUGGAAGGCUUGAAGAUAUGCAAGCAUGUUUCAGCUUGUUUUUUUCAUUCUGUUUACUUCUGGAUUCACUGAAUCACAAGGAAAAAAGGUGCUUUGCGGAUCCUCAGAUGUAGAAAUAUCAUAUUCCUUUUGUGAUUCUAUGGACCAUGUUUUCUUCCUUAGUAUAGUCCCUUGUUCCUUUAGUGAAAGUCGUUGGAAAGUUACUCUUUUAUGGAUUCCAAAGAGUGAUAUAAUCUUUUUGGAGGGCAGCAUGGAUUUAUGGUAUGAUGCUGCAAGUAUAUUACAAUGGACAGAAGUUAUUUGCCAUGGAUUUGAUGAUGACUAUUCAUUUUGUGGAACUCUGAAGGGAGAGACGGUCAAUACGACGUUUGAACUUAGCGGUUUAAAGAUGCCAUUGCCAAAGAAAUUGUUCAUUGUGGCCAUGGAAGACUAUCAACAACCACUCCACACUUACCUGGAGAGGUUGAUGUUGACCAGCCCAAAGCCCCGUCUUCUCACCAGCGCUGCAUGAACCAUCAUCAUAGCCCUUCUAGGAGCUCUAUUUUGUAUUGUGUGUCUAAACUUGCCAAAUGCAAGGUCACUGCAUUGCAUUCCAGGACAGGAUCUUAACAUCUCAUUGAAGGUGCAUCACGAAGAAGCCAGAACAGACCAAACUGGGGCUAUCCACGCUGAAUGACUGUCAAUUGCUGGUCCAGUGCCAAGAAACGUUGUUCACCCCCCUCUACAGCUGGAGCAAGCCUGCCUUGGGGCCGUGAGGUAGAAAGGCUGGAGCUCACCAGCUGAGAACAUGGCUAAAAGGAGACUGACUGUACUUAAGAAGAGGUGCUGCUCUGAAUGGAGGUGGGAAGAGCAAAUGUCACCAUGUGGAAACAGGAUGUGCAGAAGAAAAGAAUAUGAACAACUCUACCUGGCCUAAAAUGCAGACAAACACAGAAGGGGUGUUCAGAAGCUCAGAUUAAGGGAGGGUACACCUCAGGACUUUUCUUAUGUCUCAAAGAUUUGUAAUUUAUGAGUAAAGUGACUGUGCUUAAGAAA